Messenger RNA from Drosophila mauritiana, 1582 nucleotides. RefSeq lists its product as uncharacterized. NCBI's taxonomy places the organism in Eukaryota, Metazoa, Arthropoda, Insecta, Diptera, Drosophilidae. The record is from RefSeq and is a predicted model, not a curated record.
CUGAGGCUGAUUUAAUUAGGCACUCGAAUUGAGACUGUUGCUCAUUUUCAGCACGUACCGAAGCCAACGGCCGAUGUCCAAUGGAAAAUGCAACUGGCUCGCAUUGAGCCCGGUUAUGACCGACCCGCCGAGCACAGUGGUUCAAGGUCCAUUUGCGGCGGUGUAAAUGGCAAAAAACCGGUGUAAAAUGAAUGAAUGCCUGCGUUUGCUCACAUAUUUGUACAUUUUUCUUUUAAGAAUCUAUGCCGCACCCCUUUCAACUUAUUAACGUGUAAUUGAGAUAAGAGCAUUAUCUAAGCUUCAUAGCGACUGAUUAUUAUUGGUUAUAUGUUUUACAUAUUUGAGCAUAUGUUCCACAUAAUGUCCUCUUUAUUUAAGUCAAUUUGACCCAGUAUGCGGAAAGUCUCUGCAAUUUUCUGCAACCUGGCGCUUUUGUCUGGAGUCCCAUUGUCAAUAUGGCAGCUAUUGGGUCUCCAGUGCGGUCUUCGGUCGCCGGUAGUCUCUGUUCGUCUCCUGGAGUCUCCGGUCCCUGGUCUCUGGUCUGUGGUCCCUGGUCAUUCACAUUAUCGUUGCAUGUGCCGAGAGGUAACCCCGCAUGGGUGUGUUCGUUCAUCUUUAUUUCUUGUGCGUGCAAAAAUUCAACAAUUGCAGAAAUUGAAACUUUUGCCUCUUGCCGUUGUUGCCACACACAGAAACAUUGAAAGAAAACUUUCAGACAUGAAAAUCGUAAAAAUAAAAUGAAAUAAAAUAAAAUGUGCACACGUUUGCCUGUUUCUGUUUUCAGUUUUCAGUUUUGCUGCUUUCUGUUUCUGUUUCUGUUUCUGUUUGAGUUGGAGUUUGUGCCCUGCAGACAGACGCUUAAUAUGCCAAUGCACUUUUUCCGACGGGACGGAGUGCUUUUCCAGAUCCGGAUCCCAUAUGCCCCUUUCCCUAUGCCCCAUUCACUUCACCCCGUGUUCUGACUCACAUUUGUGUUUAUUUAAUCUUUCACCGGCAAAAUUGAUAUGCCCAAGUAAUAAACAAACAUCGCUGGGCAAAAGGAAAAAAUAUGAAAAUAACACAAAUUGAAAUUUAUGUUUCAAUAUUUGCUUAAUGUCUCAAGAAGCGCUUUCUCUGUGGCAAGUGGCUGUUUGUGCUGCACAACUCAAAUCGAUUAAAUUUUAAAGGGUGCUAAGUGCUCGCUGUUAGCAGAUUCAUUCAGCUGCUUUUGAACUAUAAAGUUGAAGUUACUUUAUACUUAAUAAAAUGGGUUUUGGUUUGUAUUGAGGUGAUAUCCAUAGCUUAUUUAAUUAGCUUUACAUGUAUUUGCUUGUUGUAUAAAAUAACUGGCUUAUCUAUCAAUUGUCAUUUCUUUAGCUCAAUAAUCAAAUAAUGCAUUAUCUCCAUGCCUCGAAUAAUAUUUAAAUGCUUCUUGUUAAACUCUCUUUCUCAUCAUUAAUAUCGUGUUUAUACUAUGCUUUCACAUAUCAAGUAUACGCCGUGUGGUGCAUUAUGUGGAAUAUACUGCCUUUCGCUGACUCAUUGUGAGCUGCUCUUUCAGUGAAUUUCUGUUGCCUUGCCACAUUUUAUUUGGUUUUACUUG